CACACGGACUGUAAUUGUCGACGCUUACAUUAAUCCGGCGUGUUGCAUUCAGGUGGCUAAAUGGCGGAGUCUCAGCAGGAAACAGCCCAUAAAAGACAGAGAAUGUCGAAAGUGUGGGAUCAUUUCAAACUGAAAAAGGAAGACCGAAAAGUGCAAUGCGUGUACUGCAACGCAGAACUGGCGUUUCACAACAGCACAUCUGUGAUGAUACAACAUCUGAUCCGAAAGCAUCCUGUUAAAGUCAGCUCAACAAGCCUCGCCGAUACAAGCACAUCACAGCGGCCAAUGGAUUGCUUUCUUCGCUCAGCUCAGUCAUGCACCGCUGAAGAAUCUGCCUUGCUAACCGAGAGCAUUUUGAAAAUGCUGGUCACUGACAUGCGCCCACUGUCCAUGGUGGAAGACGAGGGAUUUAAAAAGAUGAUUUUAGCUUUCAACCCGAAGUACAGCAUGCCAGCAAGACCUCAUUUCAAAAGUCUGAUGGAGAAAAAGCACCAACAAGUAACAGAGAAACUGAAAACGGUCCUUCAGGACACUGAAAGUGUUGCAUUGACAACAGACAUCUGGACGAGUAUGGGCACAGAGAGCUAUCUCAGGGUCGCAUGUCACUUCCUGGGAGAAGAUUGGGAGAUGAAGUCCUUCUCUCUCACAACAGUGCCUCUCAAAGAGAGUCACACAGCUGCCAAUAUUGCGGACUGUCUGGAGGAGACCACUGACAAAUUUCAUAUUCCCUUCCCAAAGGUGAAGGCAGUUGUCCAUGACAAUGGGGCUACUGUAGUGGCAGCAGCAAACAUUUUAAAGGAGAGACAUGGCUGGGUUUCUGUGAGGUGCUCUGGGCACAUUCUGAACUACAUUGUACAGAGCACGCUGAAAAACAGUAAAACCAUAACUAAUUGCGUGGCUUCUGCGAGAAGCUUGGUCGAACACUUCAAGAAGAGUGAACUGGCAUGUGCCAAGCUUCAAGAAAUGCAGAAACAAAUGGGAAUGCCGCCUCUAAUGUUGAUUCGGGACGUAAGUACGAGGUGGAACGGCACCUACCACAUGCUAUCCAGGCUCCUUGGACAAAGAUGGCCCAUGACUGCAGCUCUGUCUGAUCCUACGGUCAAUGCAAGUGGCAAACACCAUCACCUGGAUCUAAAGCCAGAACAGUGGAACCUCAGUGAGGAGCUGACUCGGGUCCUUGGGCCGUUUGUAAGCGUGACUGAGUUUCUGCAUGGCGAACAGUAUGUUACUCUCUCUUCUCUUCCACAGCUGGUUCACAACCUCAAGAAAGCAGCACUGAGCUCAGCAUUUGAAAGCGCAUCAGUGAAGGAAUUCCAGGCUCAAGUGGCAGAGCAGAUUACGGAGCGAUGGCAAGAACUGUUUUUCUUUCAGCCCGAAGCUCCGAACACUGUCCUCCUGGCUGCUGCCUUGGACCCAAGGUUUCGAAAACUGAAGUUCUUGCCCGCCGAAGAUGUGUUCAAGGUUCAAAGUACAAUUCAAUCCAUGGCGCUAGCUUUCAAAAAGGAAGAAAGACAGUCACAUAUAAGUGAAGAUGAAGCCACUGCCACAUCAGAAAGCCGUUUUGCUGCAAAGGAUGGGUCAUUUGCCAACACUAUUCUGGGCUCAUCAUCAGAUUCGGAUGCCAGUGAUGAGGAGCAUGAGGCUCAGCAGCUAAGUCAAGCGGUGCAGAAGGAAGUCUUGCAGUAUUUUGGAGAGCUUCCUCUCUCCAAGAAGGACAAUCCACUGCUUUGGUGGAGAACGAACGAAACACGAUAUCCAACCUUGGCGAAGCUGGCCAAGCCUUUUUUGGGUAUCCCAGCAACACUGACGCCAUCAGAGCGUUUGUUUUUUGCUACUGGGAACAUCGUCUCAAGACGGAGGGCAAGUCUUAGUUCUGAGCAUGUUGAUCUGUUGACUUUUCUUCAUUGUAAUCAUCGACUUUUGUAAAUGCGUCAAAACUCACAACUCCAUCGCUCCCCCUCUCUCUCACACACACACUCGCCGCCCUACCGUCGUUGCCUAGGUACCUUUGGAAGUUUGUGGAUUCAGCUACUACCCACAACAAAUAGACUGGAAUUAAUUUUUAUGUGCCCUGCGAUUGGCUGGCAACCGAUUAAGGGUGUCCCCCGCCUACUGCCCGAAGACGGCUGGGAUAGGCUCCAGCACCCCCGCGACCCUAGUGAGGAUCAAGCGGCUCGGAAGAUGAAUGAAUGAAUGAAUACCCAGAACUGACUCCUGGGGAACACCACAACCAACACCAAGUUUAUUAGAUAGAUCACCUAUGUUUACAUAUUGUAUUUGUUCUGUGAAAUAACUAUUUAACCAGUUCCGAACUAUCCCUCUGAUCCUAUAUCUCUCCAAUUUAUUGAGUAAAAGUGAGUGAUUUAUGGUAUCAAUUGCCUUUUUUUAAAUGAAAUAUUCCAACUUCAUAUUUCUUUUGUCCAAUGAGUUUGUUACUUCUUCACCUCUUUGAACCAGUGCCAAUAAUGUGGUUCUUUUAGUUCGGAAACUAUACUGGGCUUCAUUUAACGUACAAUGCUUUACUCGAAUUUCUCAACAUGAGAAUUGAAGAGCUCUUCAAGACUUUUUUUUGAACUGGAAGCAAUAAAAGUGGCCUAUAAUUUGUAAAA
Molecule: messenger RNA, 2609 nt
Organism: Hippocampus zosterae (dwarf seahorse)
Lineage: Eukaryota; Metazoa; Chordata; Actinopteri; Syngnathiformes; Syngnathidae
Product: E3 SUMO-protein ligase ZBED1-like
Exons: 2
Coding region: 61-1926 (621 amino acids)
Molecular function (GO): protein dimerization activity; DNA binding
Source: RefSeq, a predicted model, not a curated record